AUGUCACUUUGUCUUGCCACGGUGCUGGCCCUCGGAUAUCUGCCAACUCCUUCCAUCUCUGCUGAGCCAGGCCUUAGCAUCCCCCUAGGGCAUAAUGUAACCUUUGUGUGCUCAAACUCUAGUGGGUAUGAUUUAUUCCGCCUGGAGAGGAAUAACAUGCAAGUCAAGGAUGAGAAGAACACUCUCCAUUCCAUGACAGAGGCUAGAUUCCACCUUGGCCCAGUGGAUGAAAGCUUUGCUGGACGCUACUCCUGUGUUUAUGUGAAAGAGUCCAUCUGGUCCUUACGCAGUGAGACCCUGGAGCUGAUGGUAACCAGAGAAGAUGUCACUCAGGCUCCAGACCCAGGCCCAGCAGUGACCUCAGACACAUCUUGGCUGAAGACCAAUGGCAUUUACAUUCUCAUUGGCGUCUCUGUGGUCUUCCUCCUGUGUCUUCUCCUCCUCCUCCUCUUCUGCUUCCAUAGCCACCGUCAGAAAAAGCAGGGGCUCCCAAACAGCAAGAAUCAGCAGCAGAAUCCACAAAAGAGGCUCAGCCUAGUUACUAAUGGCCUGGAGAGCACACCAGACAUAGUCACAGAUGACAGACUUCUUGAGGACAGAAGGACAGAAACCCAGGUCCCUGUUUCGGGAAGCCUUCAGGAGGUGACAUAUGCCCAGCUGGACCAUCACGCCCUCACACAGAGGACAGCUGAAGCUGUGACCCCAUGGAGCACAGAUGCCAAGCCUGAGUCCAGCACAUACGCAGCCAUCAUCAGACGCUGA
Molecule: messenger RNA, 762 nt
Organism: Cricetulus griseus (Chinese hamster)
Lineage: Eukaryota; Metazoa; Chordata; Mammalia; Rodentia; Cricetidae
Source: RefSeq, a predicted model, not a curated record